UAUGAUUUUACUCUUUGCAGGCUGUCACGCUGUCUAGUCACAGAGGAAAGCUGUGCUUCUCUGGUCUCUGCUCUGAAGUCAAACCCCUCACACCUGAGUGAGCUGGAUCUGAGUAACAAUGACCUGAAAGAUUCAGGAGUGAUGCUCCUCUCUGCUGGACUGGGGAAUGCCCACUGUAAACUGGAGACUCUGAGGCUGUCAGGCUGUCUAGUCACAGAGGAAGGCUGUUCUUCCCUGGUCUCAGCUCUGAGGUCAAACGGGUCACAACUGAGAGAACUGGACCUGAGCUACAAUCACCCAGGAGACUCAGGAGUCAGACUGCUCUCUGCUGGACUGGACGAUCCACACUGCAGACUGGAGAAACUCAAUGUGGAACAUGGUGGAGAGCACACAAUGAAACCUGGGCUUAGAAAAUAUGCCUGUGACUUCACGCUGGACCCAAACACAGUAAACAAACUCCUCUCUCUGUCCAAGGAGAACAGAAAGGUGACAUGGAGGACAGAGGAGCAGCCGUAUCCUGAUCACCCAGAGAGAUUUGAGGACUGGCAGCAGGUGUUGUGUAGAGAGGGUCUGACUGGGCGCUGUUACUGGGAGGUAAAGUGGAGUGGGAGAGAGGCUGUUAUAGGAAUGACGUAUAAAGGAAUCAGCAGAAGAGUAGGGGGUAAGGACUGUAUUAUUGGAUUAAAGUCCUGGAGUCUGGACUGCUCUGAGAACAGUUACACGGCCUGGCACAAUUAUAAUCACACUACCAUAGACGUCCCCCCCUCCAGCUCCCACAGAGUAGGAGUGUAUCUGGACUGGCCAGCUGGCACUCUGUCCUUCUACAGAGUCUCCUCUGACACACUGACCCACCUAUACACAUUCCACACUACAUUCACUGAGCCCCUCUAUCCAGGGUUUCAUGUUUGGUUUGAUGACUCCUCAGUGUCCCUGUGUCAAACACAACAUGAUGUUUCAAUCUAAUCAUAGUCAUGUUCAGUAAGACACACUGGAGCAACAAUUGAUAUGAACUCUCUAGUCAUGAGUUAACAGUUGAUUAUUAAAUCUAAAUAUUAAUGAUUGUAAACUGGGUGGUGUGAGCCCUGGAUGCUGAUUGGCUGACAGCCAUGUUGUAUCAGACUGUAUAUAACGGGUGUGACAAAACAGGCUCUAAUUUAGUUGGCAAACUGUUUAUAAUAGCAAUUUGGCACCUAGGGGGUUUGUGAAAUAUGGCCAAUAUACCAUGGCUAAAGGCUGUAUCUAGGCACUCCCCAUCUAGGCACUCCCCAAAUUCAGAAGAAUUUAGACAUGGCACACCCCCUCGGACCUCCUUGUUGCUUAAUGAAACACCACUGAAGUUGACAGACAGAGUCAUUCCUAUAAUGAAACACCACACUGUGUUGUAAAAUCUGUUUUCAUUUAGAAAUCAUUGAUCUUCUUGUUAUUGGGCUUCUUGGUGUUUGUGAAUAUUGUUGUCUGUAGACUGUUUAUUUUUCAAAUUCUUGACACAACAAUCUUGUUUCUGUAUAAACUAAAUUCCUCUGAAUGAAAUGUACAUGUGACUAAUAAAGUUAAUCAACCAGA
Molecule: messenger RNA, 1563 nt
Organism: Oncorhynchus mykiss (rainbow trout)
Lineage: Eukaryota; Metazoa; Chordata; Actinopteri; Salmoniformes; Salmonidae
Source: RefSeq, a predicted model, not a curated record